This is a messenger RNA of Triticum turgidum subsp. durum (durum wheat), 2475 nucleotides long. Lineage: Eukaryota; Viridiplantae; Streptophyta; Magnoliopsida; Poales; Poaceae. The record is from the annotation of a GenBank genome assembly.
AUGAUGGCCCGGAAUUCAGACGGCGAGCUGGAGGAGCAGUCCACCGAGGGGUACCAGGAGGCCGCGUUCGAGGCCUUCAUUUGCCCGCUCACCAAGCAGGUGAUGCAGGACCCAGUCACCAUCGAGACGGGCCAGACCUUCGAGCGCGAGGCCAUCCUCAAGUGGUUCAGGGAGUGCCGCGACAACGGCCGCAGGCCCACCUGCCCUCUCACGCAGCGCGAGCUCCGCACCACCGACAUCAACCCCAGCAUCGCCCUCCGCAACGUCAUCGACGAGUGGAGGGCCAGGAACGACGAGAAGGACCUCGAGAAGGCGUGCAACGCGCUCCGCAUGCACCCCGAGGACGACGAGGAUGACACCCUGCGUGCCAUGGCAUACAUCUCGCAGAUAUGCCAGCGGAGUGGCGCCAAGAAGAACCUCGUGCGCGCCCAGGGCAUCAUAUCCACGCUCGCCGACUUGCUCAAGAGCAGCAGCAGGAGGGUCCGCCUCAAGUCCCUGCAGGUCCUUCGCACCGUCGUCGAGGACAAUGAUCAGAACAAGGAAGAGCUGGGGAAAGGCGACACGGUGCGCACCAUCAUAAAGUUCCUGUCGAACGAGCAUAUCCAGGAGAGGGAGCUUGCAGUUUCCCUGCUGUAUGAGCUGUCAGAGUAUGAGCCCGUGUGCGUAAGGAUCGGUGCCAUCUAUGGGGCCAUACUCCUGCUGGUUGGCAUGGGGAGCAGCAAGUCGGAGAACAUGAUGGCCGUGGAGAAAGCAGAGAAGACACUCAGAAAUCUGGAGAAGUAUGACACCAACAUCAAGCAAAUGGCUGAGAAUGGCAGGCUGCAGCCUCUCCUCACCAAACUGCUUCAAGGCGGGCCUGAGGUGCAGGUUACCAUGGUUGAGUACCUCGGCGAGCUCGCGUUGGCCAACGACGUCAAGGUGGUGGUGGCGGAGCAGGUUGGAACUCUUCUGGUGAGCAUCAUCAAGACCGGCGGCCUGCCGGCGAGGGAGGCGACGCUCAAGGCGAUGAGGGAGAUGUCAUCCAACGAGCUGAGCGCCAAGAUACUGCUGCAGGCCGGCAUCCUGCCGCCGCUGGUCAAGGACCUCUUCUCCGUCGGCGCCAGCAGCCACUUCCCCAUGAGGCUCAAGGAGGUCUCCGCCACCAUCCUCGCCAACCUGGUCGCCUCUGGGGCCAGCUUCCGCUCCAUCCCGCUGGACGACGCCGGCAGGCAGACGCUCCUGUCCGAGGACGUGGUGCACGGCCUGCUCCAUCUCAUCAGCAACACCGGCCCUGCCGUGGAGUGCAAGUUGCUCAACGUCCUGGUCGGCCUCACCAGCUCACCGGACACAGCCCAAGACGUGGUGUCGGCCAUCAAGAGCUCCGGCGCGACCAUCAGCCUGAUCCAGUUCCUGGAGGCAGCUCACCGGGAGAUCCGCGUGGAGUCCCUCAAGCUCCUGCGCAACGUGUCGCCGUACAUGGGCGCCGAGCUCGCAGAUGCACUCGGUGGCCACCUCAGUAGCUUGCUCCGGGUGAUAUCCGACGCCGGUGGUGGUGGCGUGACAGAGGAGCAGGCGGCAGCCGUGGGCCUGCUGGGUGACCUCCCGGAGAGGGACUCGAAGCUGACGCGGCAGCUGUUUGAGCUGGGAGCGUUCGGUACGCUGAGCACGAAGCUGGCAGAGCUGCGGCGGGGCGCCAUCCGCGGGAACCGGUACACGACGCCGCUGACGGAGGGCAUGGUGAAGGUGAUGUACAGGCUGACGUGCAUGCUGCAGGAGGCGCCAGAGUACGUGGAGUUCGCCCGAGAGGCCGCCCUGGCGCCCUUGUUUGUGGAGCUGGUGCAGGUGAACGGGCAGGACGCGGUGCAGCUCUACUCGGCGAUGGCGCUGGAGAAGCUGUCCCUCGAGACGAGGAACCUGACGGUCAUCCCUGACCCGCCGCCGCCAGCGCCUUCCGGAGGCUUCCUGUGUGCGUGCUUCGGGGUGCCAUCGUCGACGGGUGCGGCUGCAGGUCGUCCGGUGGGGGUGUGCCGCGUGCACGGCGGGUUCUGCUCGCUGCGGGAGAGCUUCUGCCUGGCUGAGGGCGGGGCCGGAGGGAAGGCGGUGGAGCGGCUGGUGGCGUGCCUGGACCACCUAAACCCAGAGGUGGUGGAGGCGGCGCUGGCGGCACUGGCGACCCUGGUGGGGGACGGGGUGGAGGCUGCGGAGGGUGUGGGGGUGCUUGGGGAUGCGGACGGGCUGCGGCCAGUGGUGGACAUCCUGGUGGAGAACCGGACGGAGGCGCUGCGACGGCGGGCGGUGUGGGUGGUGGAGCGCAUCCUGCGGGUGGAGGACAUCGCGCAGGAGGUGGCGGCGGACCAGACGGUGGCGUCGGCGCUGGUGGAGGCGUACCGCAACGGCGACCCGCGCACCCGGCACACCGCCGAGCGCGCCCUCCGGCACCUCGACAGGAUCCCCAACUUCUCCAGCGCGUUCCAUGCCCAAGCACGCCGGCCAUGA